This is a messenger RNA of Epinephelus lanceolatus (giant grouper), 1646 nucleotides long. RefSeq names its product galectin-9-like. Lineage: Eukaryota; Metazoa; Chordata; Actinopteri; Perciformes; Serranidae. Gene Ontology annotation, cellular component: cytosol; nucleus. Gene Ontology annotation, biological process: positive regulation of gene expression; negative regulation of CD4-positive, alpha-beta T cell proliferation; negative regulation of type II interferon production. The record is from RefSeq and is a predicted model, not a curated record. Gene Ontology annotation, molecular function: galactoside binding; carbohydrate binding.
CGAAACCUAUCAGUAGAAUAAAAGCUUGUACGUAAGUUUGUAAGUUUCCCAUUUGCAUCAAUCACACUUCCUGCAGCUCAGCAACUCUACGCAAUUAUUUUUUCGGACAAUGGCUUUUCAUCAGCAGUCACCGUUCUAUAAUCCAAGAAUUCCCUUCACUGGAUCAAUCCAUGGUGGUCUGCAGGAGGGAAAGUCCAUCAACAUCAGUGGACGAGUCCUGCCUGGAGCCGAUAGGUUCCAUGUGAAUUUGCAGUGUGGUUCCAGGACCAAUGCAGACAUCGCUCUCCACAUUAACCCACGCUAUGACAGCUGCCCUGGUUAUGUGGUUGCCAACACCUUUCAGUAUGGCAGCUGGGGCACUGAAGAGAGGAAGCACAACUCACCCUUUCCUGCUGGCUCUCCCUUCAGCCUCAGCAUCACAGUCUCCCGUGAUUUCUACCAGCUGAACGCCAAUGGCAGCCACUUCAUGGAGUACAGACACCGUAUCCCAUUUCAGCAGGUGGACACCAUCUCAGUAGGCGGGAAAGUAGAAAUUUCCUCCAUAGCCUUCCAGGACUCUAUGCCGGCAUUUCCUGCUCAGCCUGCGUUUCCUUCACAUGUAGCCUUUCCAACCCAGGCUGCUUUCCCUUCUUUUCCGGGGUUUCCAUCACAGCCUGGAUUUCCAGCCCAGCCUGGAUUUCCAGCCCAGCCUGGAUUUCCAGCCCAGCCUGGAUUUCCAGCCCAGCCUGGAUUUCCUCCUGCAAUGCCUGCUGUUCCAUACAAGAGCAGCAUCAGUGGUGGACUUAAACAUGGCAGGACCAUCACUAUCCAGGGGACUGUUAAGCCCAAUGCCACAAGGUUUGUUGUGAAUCUCAACCAUCAAUCUGGCAUCGCUCUGCAUUACAAUCCACGUUUCAAUGAGAACUGUGUGGUUCGAAACACCAAGCAGUGGGAGCAGUGGGGCACUGAGGAGCGUGGUGGUGGGAUGCCCUUCCGUCGGGGACAGCCUUUCACGCUGACCAUCUGCUGUGAGAAUCAGUCCUUCAGGAUUGUGGCCAAUGGGAUGCAGGCACACACCUAUAAGCAUCGUUUCACUCCCAUCCAACACAUUACCACCCUGGAGAUAGAUGGUGACAUCACUCUGACCUCUGUGAUGGUGUAGAGGUCCAGGACCUGUGGCUGCUCUUGACAUCUUACUUGCAGCAUGGUUUUCCUGACAACAACCAUUGCAUUUAUUGAUAAAUUAAUGCAGAUUGAUCACUUUUGGGUAUUUACUGAAUAUUGUAUAUUUACUUCCUGCAUAUUCAUUCUACAAAUUAUUAUUCUCGUUUUUAUAUUUUCAUACUCUACACACCUCCUGAAAACAUAUCAGGUCCAGUCAGUUCAUGAGAGAGGUUCAUUCUGUUUGAACUGAGUAGUCAGCAUGUAGGAGAUAAGGAGACAAAUUUAGAAAACAAAAUAAAAACAAACAUUAAUAACUUCUGGAUUUCACUGAUAUCAGACUAAAUGCAUGAAUGCGCCUAACAAAGUUAAUAUGGCCAAUGGUGGAUUUGUCAACAGUUCCAUCUCUAAAAAAAUUAAAACUGUUGUGAAAUACUAUUGCGUCUUAAUUUUGUAAUCAUUUAAGUCUGUGAAACAUUUCAAUUAAAAUAUAUUGUAACAACAUG